Halichondria panicea is the source of this 793-nucleotide messenger RNA. Its product is annotated as U3 small nucleolar ribonucleoprotein protein IMP3-like. Gene Ontology annotation, cellular component: Mpp10 complex; small-subunit processome; small ribosomal subunit. NCBI's taxonomy places the organism in Eukaryota, Metazoa, Porifera, Demospongiae, Suberitida, Halichondriidae. The transcript has 7 exons. Gene Ontology annotation, molecular function: structural constituent of ribosome; rRNA binding; snoRNA binding. Gene Ontology annotation, biological process: rRNA processing; ribosomal small subunit biogenesis. The coding region runs from base 55 to 603 and encodes 182 amino acids. The record is from RefSeq and is a predicted model, not a curated record.
AUAUCCGUUCAGAGGGUGGGCGUGUCUCUACACACGUGGCUACCCAAGAGCAAAAUGGUCAGAAAGUUGAAGUUUCAUGAGAAAAAGCUGCUCAAGAAAGUUGAUUUUAUUUCAUGGAAGGCAGAAAAUAACAUAAGAGAGGUUCAGAUUAUCAGAAAAUACCAUAUACAGAAGAGAGAAGAUUACACAAAGUACAACAAGCUAGCUGGUGCUGUGAAGUCACUGGCUGUGAAACUCAAAGACCUAAAUCCAAGGGAUCCUUUCCGCAAUGAGUCCACUACGCAGUUGCUGGAGAAGCUGUAUGCAAUGGGACUAGUACCUACAAGGAAAAACCUUGUAUUGUGUGAGAAAAUCAAUGCCUCAGCAUUUUGCAGGAGAAGGCUCCCUGUUAUCAUGGUUAAAUUGAGGAUGGCACAGCACAUAGGUGAUGCUGCCAAGUUUGUGGAGCAAGGCCAUGUUCGUGUGGGACCUGAAGUUAUGACUGACCCAGCCUUUCUAGUAACAAGGAACAUGGAGGACUUCGUUACAUGGACAGACACCUCUAAGAUCAGGAAACAUGUGUUGGACUACAAUGAAGAGAGAGAUGACUUCGACCUGCUCUAAACCAGGUUGACCAGUCCGGCCUAACAAUGCAUAACAAUUGCAACAGAUGUAUCCCUGCACUAACUGUCUAUUUACUGUUGACUGUUCGUCUGUCAUUUGACCAUUUAAUAUUCCUUUUAUCAUGAAUUUCUUAAUAUUUGUUAUUGUACACUGCCAUACUAGUCGAUAAUCAACAAAAUGUUAAAAAUCA